GUUAGGAUCACCUCAUUCCCCUGGAAGUUUUUCCGAUUCCACCAACCCGUCACACCGAGGAAAACUGCCCUCGGUUACGGGAGAAUUAUUAUCUAUAUCGGACAUACAGUAUCGUUUCCCUCCCUGUGACUACUUUUAUUUAAUUUGUGUAUUUUGACUAUCCAUUUUUUUUGCAACACCGGCUAUUUUCGCCCUCUUUUCAUCUCCAGCGCUUUCCAUUUUAGAGGCAGGGGAAGACUUGGUGUCCUGAGCAAUUGGAGUGACUAAACCAAGUUUUUCCCCCUGCAUUGCAAGAGGAAUGAAUAGCUACACGAGCUGAGAGAGAGGAGGAAGACACUACACGCGUAUGGUUGAAUGAUCGACAUGGAAUGCAACAAUCUGAUCAACGAUUUGGGAGAAAAUGGGUUGCCUUCAGCUACAUCUUCCAUUAUGGCACCAGAGGAGAGUUCCUCCAACAUGAAGAAGGACGACAGCGAUGACGUGAAGAGCCCCCAGAAAACAGAGUCGCCACUCAAAGCCCACACCCCAACAAAGAUGGACGCCGAGCAGAGAGCACGUACACCCACUAAAGCGGACAGUGUCCCCAAAUCUCCCAUGUCCCCAGCAACACCCACACGGAGAACAAGUUCUAGCCCCAGACCCAAUAAAGACGCGAUGAAGUCUGAAGACCGACAGAAACAAGCGAAGGAGCGCCGAGAGGAGCGGGCUAAAUAUCUGGACGACCGUAAGCAUCUACAAGCGGCUAAGAAGGCCCAGUGGCUGGAGAAGGAGGAGAAGGCGCGGCAGUUGCGGGAGCAGCAGCUGGAGGAGCGCCGUCGGAGGCUGGAGGAGCAGCGCGUGAAGGCCGAGAGGAGGCGCGCCGCCCUGGAGGAGCGACAGAAGCAGAAGCUGGUGAAGAACAAGGAGAAAUAUGAAGCCGCCAUCCAUAGAUCCACCAAGAAGACGUGGGCCGAGAUCCGACAGCAGAGGGGAUCCUGGGGCGGGGCUCUCCACGGCAACAGCCAGAAAGAGAGCAUCUGCUCGAUGUCGGCAGUCAACCUCCCCAAACAAGUGGACUCGUCCAUAAACAAGAGACUGUCCAAGUCCUCCGCCACGCUCUGGAACUCGCCCAGUCGAAGCCGUAGACGGGAGCUGAGCCCAUGGGAGAGCAGCAUCGUGGACCGGCUGAUGACCCCAACCCUGUCCUUCCUGGCUCGCAGCCGCAGCGCAGCUAGCGUGCUGAGCAACAGCAGAGACUCACAGUCCCCCGUGUGCCCUCGCUCUGCCUCCGCCAGCCCGCUGACCCUGUGCGCCCACCGGCCGCACCACCGCUGCUCCGACCGCUGGAGGGUCACCACCAGCACCCCAGACAUCGCUCAGCGCACCCCUCGACGAGACUCCACACCGAUUGAUAGAAGGAAGAAGGAGAAGAAGGACAAAGAGCGAGAGAAUGAGAAAGAGAAGAGUGCCCUGGCCAAAGAGAAGGUGCUGAAGAAGAGACAGUCUCUACCCGCCAUGAGGAUCAGGAGUGAAGCCAGUCCCAGUCCUCUGUCGCGACGGGCGGCGUCCCCGGCCACACCCCCCCGAGGCAGGGUGUCCUCGCCCAGCCCGGCGCCAUCCCCGCGGGGCUCCUCUGCCCGCGCCAGCCCCUCCACCCCUAAGGCUCGGCCCAAGCGCGCCAGCACGCCUGCCCGCGUCACCCCCCGCUCCGCCUCACCCGCCCCAAUCGAGAGGGUCCGAGAGCGAGGCCGGUCCGCCACGCCCGACUCUAAGGGAUCCUCCCCUGUUCCCUCCAUCGUCGUGUCUUCCGCCCCAGUCACGCCACCCCCACCACCACCAACCCCUGUGGCAUCGUCCGCCACCACCACGCCGCCCGUUGCUCCUGGCCAAUCGCAGCCAGCUCCCGCUCCGGCUGUCCCAGCAUCCUCUGCUGCCCCGGCAGCGUCCGCUCCCACUCCGGCUCCGGCGGCAGCUCCAGCGGCCUCUCCGGGCAAGCCCAUGGCGGGCACCAACAACCCGGAGGAGGCGUCGCGCAUCCUGGCCGAGAAGAGGAGGCAGGCUCGCGAGCAGCGGGAGCGGGAGGAGCAGGAGAAACGCGAGCAGGACGAGAGGGAGAAGGUGCUCCGUGAGGAGCGCGUUGCGCGGGAGGCGGAACGGAAGGGGCGGGAGGAGGAGGCGCGGCUGAUGGCCGAGCAGCAGAAGCAGCGGGACGAGGAGGAGCGCCUCCUCCAGGAGAAGGAGGCGCAGGAGAGAGCGCGCGCCGAGCAGGAGGAGAACGAGAAGCUCCAGAAGCAGAAAGAGGAGGCUGAAGCUAAGUCCAGGGAGGAGGCAGAGCGUCAGCGCCUUGAGAGGGAGAAACACUUCCAGAAGGAGGAGCAGGAGAGACUGGAGAGAAAGAAGCGUCUGGAGGAGAUCAUGAAGAGAACACGCAAAACAGACGGCACUGGAGACAAGCCAAAGGACUCCAAGCCGCCCUCGCCUCCACAAGUUAACGGCAAAGACGCCAUACCAGACCCCGAGAGCACCAAAGCUGCAGCUGACUACCAGCCAAGCCCAGAUGAGACUCAGCAGCAGCAGCCCCUGAGCGCUAACGACAGCUCCUCGGUGGUGAACGGAGUCCAGCCUGCCAAGCACAAGAACGGCCUGUCGGGCAAAACCGAAGCCACCCACUUCGAGGAGAUCAUCCAGCUGUCCAAUCACUGCGGCAGCAAUGGUGGUGGGCGGGACAAGUCGGAGAGUGACAUUCCUCACGAGCCAAUCAUGGCCUUUGAGAGUGGGGAGAGUUUCCUGAAGAAGGCGGGCCCAAUGAAGCCUCAGCAUGUUGCAGAAGUGCUUUGAAGAGGGAGAUGCCCCUACACAGGACCCUGACACACCCAGAGCCCUCACAUCCCAACCCAGCAGAGGGACUCUCUCUCUCUUCUCUCUUGCUCUUUUCUCUUGCUUUCUCUCCUUCUUUAACC
Molecule: messenger RNA, 2939 nt
Organism: Alosa alosa (allis shad)
Lineage: Eukaryota; Metazoa; Chordata; Actinopteri; Clupeiformes; Clupeidae
Gene: map7d1a
Product: MAP7 domain containing 1a
Biological process (GO): microtubule cytoskeleton organization
Cellular component (GO): microtubule cytoskeleton
Source: RefSeq, a predicted model, not a curated record